UGCAUUGCAAGUGUUAAGCCUGUGUAAUGCUCAGGUGAUGGGUGCACACUGUGGGAUUAUAGAUAGCUGUUGAGUGGUUUGUAGUUAAGACUUCCACACUGUCCCAGGACUUCACUCAUACAUUCUCCUCAACAUGAAGACUCUCCUUGCUGUGCUGGUCCUGUUUGCUGCUGUGCUACACACUGUGUUGUCUUGUCCGCUGUGUGAAGGUGAGGGACUCAAGUGUUUCACCUGUGUGGCUAAUAACCAGGACGAGUGUAACCGGCAGGGGUCUACAGUGUGUCCGGCUCACUCAGAUGCCUGCUCUACUAUCACAGGACCCCACUCAGUGAUGAAGUCAUGUGCUUACAAGUCCUUCUGUGACAAGUCUCACAUGAGCAAUGGUGAGAUGAAGCUGGAAUGUUGCUUCAGCGAUGACUGUAAUGGCCCUCACCGGUCCCACAGCCACGGGGAGCACCAAAAUGCUGCCAUGGCACUGAGCUCCAGCCCUGUCCUGCUCAUUGGGGUCCUGCUCAUUAGAGUGGCUGUCAAUUCACUGUAAACCCUAAACACACCGACCUAUUGCAUUACAUAUUCAAUUAAUCUGAGUCUGAUGGAUUAAUGUAAACUGUAACCUUUAACUGUAAAUGUAACUGAUAGAAGUGCUUUUGUCUAUUGAAUGGCCACAUUAUCUGUGCAUGUGCUUCUGCUGUUAUACAUACAAGGUUUAAAUAAGCCCUGCUUAGAAUGUGUCAUUUUAUGUUGUAUAUGAGCUCAAAUGAGCAUCUACGAAACUAAUGAAUAAAGUUAAUAAAUGACUAUUUUAUUGGCAUUAUCAAGUCAUUGUGUUGUAAAUGCUCCAUUGUCUGUCUCUUUAAACGAUAGUUUCUAUCUAUCUAUCUAUCUAUCUAUCUAUCUAUCUAUCUAUCUAUCUAUCUAUCUAUCUAUCUAUCUAUCUAUCUAUCUAUCUAUCUAUCUAUCUAUCUAUCUAUCUAUCUAUCUAUCUAUCUAUCUGUCUGUCUGUCUGUCUGUCUGUCUGUCUGUCUGUCUGUCUGUUAUAUAUCUAUUUGUCCAUCUGUCUGUCUGUCUAUUAUAUAUCUAUUUGUCCAUCUGUCUAUCUGUCUGUCUGUCUGUCUGUCUGUCUGUCUGUCUAUCUAUCUAUUUGUCUGCCCGUCUGUCCAUCUAUCUAUCUAUCUAUCUAUCUAUCUAUCUAUCUAUCUAUCUAUCUAUCUAUCUAUCUAUCUAUCUAUCUAUCUAUCUAUCUAUCUAUCUAUCUAUCUAUCUAUCUAUCUAUCUGUCUAUCUGUCUGUCUGUCUGUCUGUCUGUCUGUCUGUCUGUCUAUCUAUCUAUCUAUCUAUUUGUCUGCCCAUCCGUCCAUCCAUCCAUCCAUCCAUUCAUCCAUCCAUCCAUCCAUCCACCCAUCUAUGUUCGUCCGUUUAUCCAUCCGUGUCACACUGCAUGUCUGUCUUUCUGAUUUUAUCAGUCUGUCCACAUUUCAUUUGUCUGUCUACAUAUUUAUCUUUCUGACUGGCUAGCUGUUUGCCUGUCUAUUCAUCUUUAUGAUUUUCUGUCUAUAUAUCUGUUUUCCUAUAUGUCUGCCUGCUUGCCUAUCUAUCUAUUCAAAUUUCUUUUUGUCUGUCUGCAUGUUUGUCAGACUCUGUGUGUGUAUCUGCAUGUAUCUCUCUAUCUGUCAGACAGCUUUCCAGUAAAUAUGGAACAACGCUCACAUUAUUCCUGUUGAGGAAACAUCACACAGACUACAGGGCAUCCCCAGCAGAAUGACGUCAGUUAUGUGCAGCAGACAAACUGGGGCGUCUGGAACUUUCAUAAUCUGCCAGUCAGGAAUGGUUUCAGAUUCCAGUGUUGGUGGGAGGAAAGGGAUGAACUCAUUUAAAAGUGUCGGAAUAUAUUCAGAGGCAGUGUCGCUGCUGCAUCCAACUGAGCGUGUAACUUUGCCGAACUUUUUAAAAAAGGUCCCAUUGAAAGCAUAGCCAUGUUGGUCUCUUCUGCACUGUGGUCCUUCCUCAGUCUCUUGAUCCUGCUGACCCUGGUUCAGGCCCAGACUCAAUCUCAGCAGCCGAAGAUUCAGCUGCGCCUUGCUGGAAACAAACGCAAGCAUUACGAGGGCCGCGUGGAGGUUUACUAUAACAACGAAUGGGGAACUGUCUGUGAUGAUGAUUUCUCAAUCGAAGCUGCCCACGUUGUGUGCCAGGAACUUGGCUUCCUGGGCGCUGUUUCUUGGACACCAUCUGCAAAGUUCGGACAAGGAGAAGGUCGCAUUUGGCUGGACAAUGUCCACUGUGCAGGAAGAGAGAAAUCUCUAGCUGAUUGCCCCUCAAAUGGCUUUGGGGUGUCUGACUGCAGACACAGUGAAGAUGUCGGGGUGGUUUGCAAUCAGAAGCGCAUUCCUGGCCACAAGUUCAUCAUCAAAACACUGAACAAUGAUGUUGAGACUCUCAAAGAAAGGGUAGAAGAAAUCCGUGUGAGACCCAUAUCAUCCCACCUCAAGCGCAUACCCAUCACGGAGGGCUAUGUGGAGGUGAAGGCCCACGGAAAGUGGCGACAGAUCUGCGAUGAGGAGUGGACCCCCAUGAACAGCCGCGUCGUCUGUGGAAUGUACGGAUUCCCUGGAGAGAAGAAAUACAACAACAAAAUCUACAAGUCACUGUCAAUGCGGAAGAAAAAGAACUACUGGGGUUUCUCUGUGAACUGUACAGGAAAUGAGGCCCAACUGUCUGGCUGUAGACUGGGCAAACCUCUGGAGCCAAAGCGCAAUGGCACCUGUGGACAUGGCCUACCCGUGGUGGUCAGCUGUGUGCCUGGAAGAGCUUUUGCCCCCUCACCAUCCACUGGCUUUCGAAAGGCCUACAGACCAUCGCAACCCCUGGUGCGUCUGCGGGGAGGUGCUAAGAUUGGUGAGGGAAGAGUGGAGUUGCUGAAGAAUGGAGUUUGGGGAACUGUGUGUGAUGAUAACUGGAACCUGAAUGCCGCCUCUGUUGUGUGUCGCGAGCUUGGCUAUGGGACCGCCGAAGAGGCAAUCACGGGAGCAAAGUUAGGCCAAGGAAUAGGCCCGGUCCAUAUGAAUGAGGUGGAGUGCUCUGGUUUCGAGAAAUCUCUUACUGACUGCUACUUCAAUAAUGAUGCACUGGGCUGCAGCCAUGAGGAAGAUGCUGCUGUACGCUGCAAUGUUCCUGCCAUGGGUUUCCAGAAGAGGAUUCGUCUAGCUGGAGGAAGAAACCCAUAUGAGGGGCGUGUGGAGGUUCUUGCUGAGAAGAAUGGUUCUCUGGUUUGGGGAACUGUUUGCAGUGAAAACUGGGGGAUAAUAGAUGCGAUGGUGGUCUGCAGACAGUUGGGAUUAGGCUUUGCCAGUCAUGCAUUUCAGGAGACAUGGUACUGGGCUGGAGAUGGCGGUGUGGAUGAUGUGGUGAUGAGUGGGGUCAGAUGCUCAGGCACUGAGAUGAGUCUCAUGCAGUGUCUUCAUCAUGGCAAAUACAUCAACUGUCCUAAAGGAGGCGGACGCUUCGCCGCUGGAGUCUCCUGCUCCGAGACUGCCCCUGACCUGGUGCUGAAUGCUGAGCUGGUAGAGCAGACCACCUAUUUGGAAGACCGGCCCAUGUACGCUCUGCAGUGUGCCCUCGAGGAGAAUUGCCUAUCCAGCACUGCCAGAAAAGAUGACCACAGCUCGUAUCGGCGCCUGCUCCGUUUCUCCUCCCAGAUCCACAAUGUCGGCCAAUCCGACUUCAGACCCAAAAUGGGAUACCACGCCUGGAUCUGGCAUGAGUGUCACAGGCAUUAUCACAGCAUAGAGGUUUUCACACAUUAUGACCUGCUGAGUCUAAAUGGCACCAAGGUGGCAGAGGGUCACAAGGCCAGCUUCUGCCUGGAGGACACUCAGUGUGAUGAAGGUAUUCAGAAACGAUAUCUUUGUGCCAACUUUGGUGAACAGGGCAUCACCGUUGGCUGCUGGGACACCUACAGACACGACAUUGAUUGUCAGUGGAUCGAUAUCACAGAAGUGAAACCAGGAGACUACAUUUUUCAGGUUAUUAUCAAUCCAAACUAUGAUGUAGCAGAAUCAGAUUACACUAACAACAUCAUGAGGUGCAAAUGUCGUUAUGAUGGAUACAGGAUAUGGACGUACAACUGUCAUACAGGUGGCUCGUGGAGUUCAGACAUGGAUGAAUACCCUGGAAUGAGCAACCAGUUGUUCCACAGAUAGAGGAAACUGCCAGGAAAGACAAAGGUUCUCGGUGGAGGAUGUUGCAAGCUGUCACUCAGACUUUUACAAUUUGAUUGACCACUCAGAACUGUGCUGGGAGCAAGAGAUCCAGCACAUAAAGGGCAGACACUGACAUCUUUCCUUUUACAGACCACCAAGUGGAGAUGCACCCUUUAGGUUGAAAGGCAUAUCAUGUUUUGCAUAAUUCUUACUACAGUAUAUCGCGCUUGCUCUGAACCUAAAGUAUCUCACUUCCUUAACAUGUACUGUACCGAUUGUAUUUGUCGCUUGUAGUCUUUACAAACUCAUGCCAUGAGGUAAUCUUCAAACUGAAAUGCGAACUGGGAUCAUCAUUAACAUUUCAACUCUUUCAUAGGCUUUUUCUUCAUUGGAAUAUAACUUAAAGGGAAACGUUAUGUUGUCAUUUACUCACCCUCAUAGAAAAGUCAUUCACAGAAAGUCAUUCAGGUUUGAAACUACCCAUGAGUAACUGAUGACAGAAUUUGAACUUUUAGGUGAACUAUACCUUUAAAAUAUUGCGGUUUCAUAAACAAACCCAACUUUUUCUUCUCAUGUACACAUAUACUUGCAGCUCUGUUAGACACAUUUCUGGUUAUUCAUCAAGCAUGUCAAAUAAUUUAUUAUGUUCAGUCAGGGAUUUGUCAACUUUAAAUGUAUGCAAUAUGAAACUGUAAUUAGGUGCAAAUCUUUUGAAAAAGCUCCCUCCGUUUUAUGAGGGUACCUAUGACCAGUUAAAUGGUUUUAAGUUAUACAGUGUGUUUAUGAAUGGAUUGAACAACACACAUUGUGAAACCAUUGUAUUGUAUUCUAUAAUAAAAGAAUGGAC
Messenger RNA from Xyrauchen texanus (razorback sucker), 5045 nucleotides. RefSeq names its product lysyl oxidase homolog 2A. Gene Ontology annotation, cellular component: membrane. Lineage: Eukaryota; Metazoa; Chordata; Actinopteri; Cypriniformes; Catostomidae. Gene Ontology annotation, biological process: peptidyl-lysine oxidation; sprouting angiogenesis. The transcript has 16 exons. The coding region runs from base 1973 to 4198 and encodes 741 amino acids. The record is from RefSeq and is a predicted model, not a curated record. Gene Ontology annotation, molecular function: copper ion binding; protein-lysine 6-oxidase activity.